Molecule: messenger RNA, 1386 nt
Organism: Striga asiatica
Lineage: Eukaryota; Viridiplantae; Streptophyta; Magnoliopsida; Lamiales; Orobanchaceae
Source: the annotation of a GenBank genome assembly
AUGGUUCGUGAAUGGCCUCCCGACGAACUGAAGUACCUCCUAAGCCUGCCGGCGGACCAAAUUUCAUCUGCCCUAGAGAAAGCUUCCGCCGUAGCACCUAAAGCCGCCAUAAAUUCGAGUGCCGUCUCUGCAGGAAUUCCCCUGGCUGACGGUGCUACAACAAAAUUGAUUCCCAACGGCCCCCGUCCUCAAGAUCGAAAAGUGACGGCCAGCGGCUCAUCUCUUUUGUUGUGGGAGGCCGACCAAAAUCCGUCAGUAGUUCCCGCAGUCAACAUCGCCGAAGACCAGAUGGUGGCGGCGCAUAAACCUCAGCAAGCUCUAGUCACGGCUUCUCUAUUUGGGCCGGUUAGUACUCCUUCUCUUAUCCCUCCCUCUGGGCCUUCUCUACGCAAGCCCAUUCCUCUGUUUUUUAGGUCCAAUUCAGUUGGGCCCAUUUUCACAGCCCCAACCCUCCAGUCAGGCCCAAACUUCGUCCUGCCCACACAAUCCGUCCCAAGCUCUGUCCAACACCUCCAACCCGCCCCUUUCUCCUCGUCAACACAAACCAGUGGCCUUGGACCGAAAAAAUCCUUCCUCUCGGUCGCCCAACACACCGUCCCUACCGAGCCCUUCUCUUAUGGCUCUCUUUCCCUCUCCGGUAGCAUCCCGGAGGCCAUUCCAACAAUCGCCAACAUCUUUGGCACGCUUCUUCAAGUCUACGAUGCUACACGAAACAAAACCCGGCUUCACUAUGCACGCUUUUGCGUAGCUUUGAAUAUCGAAUCCCCCCCACCCGAUCAUAUUGUUGUUUCUUGCGGAAACAAAUGCAUCGAACUCAAUGCUGAGUUCGAACGCUUUCCAAAAUACUGUUACAUAAAAAACCCAAUCCUUCGCCCCGCAAAAAUUAACAAAGUCAACAAAAGUGAAAAACUGCUUUUUGAGCCCACUCUCCAAAAAUCUAGCCCAUCCACUCAAAACUUUUCCCUCUCCGACCCCCUCACUUCUUCUAUCCCCUCUACCUCCCCUCCACCUCUAGUCGAGGCCCCAACCUCAGACCCAACCUCCAUUCUUGACCCCUCUUCAUCCUCUCCACCCUCCUUUCUUGAUGUGGGAUCAGGCAAUGAGCCUGACUCUUUGGAGUUGGGAUCACGUAAGCCCAACUCAGUGCUAGUCGAGAGUAGCUCUACUGACUCUGAACCAGACUCCCCUAACCACUCUCUUCCCCUCCCAAAAUUUGAGGACGACUUCACCGUUGCCCCAAAUUUUUGGCACAACCCUAAUACAGCCCUCCCUAGCCCCUCUACUCCACUUUCUUACACCAACUCCUCUGGGAAAAAACAACGGGUUAGGCGGAGCACGAGGCAGAAGAAAAAACCUAACCGAGAAGGUUUUAUCGAGAUUUACUGA